This is a messenger RNA of Colossoma macropomum (tambaqui), 1625 nucleotides long. It is a transcript of the gene six2a, whose product is annotated as SIX homeobox 2a. The record is from RefSeq and is a predicted model, not a curated record. Gene Ontology annotation, molecular function: RNA polymerase II cis-regulatory region sequence-specific DNA binding; DNA-binding transcription factor activity, RNA polymerase II-specific. Gene Ontology annotation, biological process: regulation of transcription by RNA polymerase II. Lineage: Eukaryota; Metazoa; Chordata; Actinopteri; Characiformes; Serrasalmidae. Gene Ontology annotation, cellular component: nucleus; transcription regulator complex. The transcript has 2 exons. The coding region runs from base 599 to 1468 and encodes 289 amino acids.
UAAUGAGCGAGUGAGGGAGCCACCUCAAAGGCUAUCGGGUUACCCUGAAUGACAGCGUUUCCAUGGCAAAUAAUUGGACUAAAACUAUUGUCUUAUCCCCGCCAUCCCCGGCUCGGAUAACCAGCCAAUCACAGUCCGCAUAAUCGCUUUUCUUGCCAGCUUAGAAUAAUAUUAUUAAACGAAGCGAGCGAGCUCGGUCUCCGGGAGUGCGCGAUGGUGAAACGGCGCGGAAAAGAGCGCUGAGCGACUCGCGCAGGAGAGGAGCAGAACUUUUCUCUCAGUGCUGUGUUGUUUUUUUUUCUUCGUGAAUGGAUAUACGGCGCGUUACGGGAGCUCUGCUGGAUCUGAAGUUUCGGUGGUCUGUCUUCGCUUGAACUUGGAAACUUCGGAAACUCGGGAAACUUCGGAAAACUUGGGAAACUUUGGAGUGUUGUGUUCUUUUUUUCUUCUUCUUCGCGUUCUCGCGACGCUUUUUUGAACUCUCCGCCGUUCAUGGACUCGCGCCGAGCUGCGCUCGAGGCUUGCUGCUGGUUGAGGCUGUCGGUGCUGACUCGCGCUCAAAGCAGACACAGAGAGAGGUGACCGUCGGCGGCGAACCAUGUCCAUGCUGCCCACCUUCGGCUUCACGCAGGAGCAAGUGGCGUGCGUGUGCGAGGUGCUCCAGCAGGGGGGCAACAUCGAGCGCCUGGGUCGCUUUCUGUGGUCGCUGCCGGCCUGCGAGCACCUCCACAAGAACGAGUCGGUGCUCAAGGCCAAGGCCGUGGUGGCCUUCCACCGCGGCAACUUCAGGGAGCUCUACAAGAUCCUGGAGAGCCACCAGUUCUCGCCUCACAACCACCCCAAGCUGCAGCAGCUGUGGCUCAAGGCGCACUACAUCGAGGCGGAGAAGCUCAGGGGGCGGCCGCUGGGAGCCGUGGGCAAGUACCGCGUGCGCAGGAAGUUCCCGCUGCCGCGCUCCAUCUGGGACGGCGAGGAGACCAGCUACUGCUUCAAGGAGAAGAGCCGCACCGUGCUGAGGGAGUGGUACACACACAACCCCUACCCGUCCCCGCGCGAGAAGCGCGAGCUGGCCGAGGCCACGGGGCUCACCACCACGCAGGUCAGCAACUGGUUCAAGAACCGGAGGCAGCGCGACCGAGCGGCGGAGGCCAAAGAAAGGGAGAACAACGAGAACUCCAACACGAACAGCCACAAGCCGCUGGCCACGUCAAUGAACGGAAAUAAGACUCUUUUGGGGAGCUCGGACGACGACAAAACUCCAUCUGGCACCCCGGAUCACACGUCGUCCAGCCCCGCGCUGCUGCUCACGUCCGGUCCUGGCCUACAGUCCCUGCACGGCCUGGCGCCUCCACCUGCGCCCAGCGCCGUCCCCGUGGCCAGCGUGGACUCCGUGCACCACCACCACCACGCCUUACACGACACCAUACUGAACCCCAUGUCGUCAAACUUGGUCGAUCUUGGUUCUUAAAAGAACUACAACAACAACAACAACAAAGAAAUGCUCGCGUGGAGCCCCUUUGAAAAAUGAUGAAUAAAGGACGCCUGUAUGAGGACGGCUGCAAAACACCUCCAGACUUUUGUGGAGCGAUUGACAAAGCAAAAAAAAAGCAGAAAAGAGAAAGAGA